AUGAUUAUCCCAGAGGAGAAACCAUGCACAUUUAAUGAGUAUUCAAAACAUUUCAGAGAAGAGAAAAAAUGUGAGAAAAGCUUCACAUGUAAUUUGCAUCUCCCUGAACACCGCACAGUUAACAAAGUUGUGAAACCUCACACGUGUACAGAAUGUGGGAGAUGUUUCACAUCUAAAGGAAGCCUCAGGUAUCACAAAAAGACCCACACAGGGGAGAAACCUUUCACAUGUAGUGAGUGUGGAAAAUGUUUUACACUAAAGAGUAGUCUGAAAACUCAUGAAAGGAUUCACACGGGAGAAAAACCUUUCAGAUGUACAGAGUGUGGAAAAUGUUUUAUACUAAAGAAUAGUCUGAAAACUCAUGAAAGAAUUCACACAGGAGAAAAGCUUUUCACAUGUACAGAGUGUGGAAACAUCUUUUCAAAUAUAAUUAAUCUGAAACGUCAUGAAAGGACUCACACAGGAGAAAAGCCUUUCACAUGUACAGAGUGUGGAAAACGUUUUUCAAAUAAAAUGAAUCUGAAAUAUCAUGAAAGGACACACAAAGGGGAAAAGCCGUUCACAUGUACAGAGUGUGGAAAAGGUUUUACACGAAUAAAUAGUCUGAAAACUCAUGAAAGAAUUCACACAGGAGAAAAGCCUUUCACAUGUACAGAGUGUGGAAAAAGUUUUUCAAAUACAAUGAAUCUGAAACGUCAUGAAAGGACUCACACAGGAGAAAAGCCUUUCACAUGUACAGAGUGUGGAAAACGUUUUUCAAAUAAAAUGAAUCUGAAAUAUCAUGAAAGGACACACAAAGGGGAAAAGCCGUUCACAUGUACAGAGUGUGGAAAAGGUUUUACACGAAUAAAUAGUCUGAAAACUCAUGAAAGAAUUCACACAGGAGAAAAGCCUUUCACAUGUACAGAGUGUGGAAAAAGUUUUUCAAAUACAAUGAAUCUGAAAUGUCAUGAAAGGAUUCACACAGGAGAAAAGCCUUUCACAUGUACAGAGUGUGGAAAAUGUUUUUCAAACAUAAUGAAUCUGAAAUAUCAUGAAAGGACUCACACAGGGGAAAAGCCAUUCACAUGUAGAGAGUGUGGUAAAUGUUUUACACAAAAGAGUCAUCUGAAAACUCAUGAAAGGAUUCACACAGGAGAAAAGCCUUUACCAUGUACAGACUGUGGGAAAAGUUUUACACAUAAGAGUACUCUGGUAAAACAUGAAAGGAUUCACACAAGGGAAAACGAUUUCACAUGUACAGAGUGUGGAAAACAUUUUUCAGAAAUAAGUCAUCUAAAAACUCAUGAAAGGUGUCACACAGGAAAGAAGCUGUUCCCAUGUACAGAGUGUGGGAAAUGUUUUACACAAAAGAGUGAUCUGAAAACUCAUGAAAGGAUUCACACAGGAGAAAAGCCUUUCACAUGUGCAGAGUGUGGAAAAUGUUGUACACAUAAGAGUAAUCUAAAAAGUCAUGAAAUGAUUCACAAGGGAAUAAACCUUUCACAUGUUUAGAAA
This is a messenger RNA of Bombina bombina (fire-bellied toad), 1497 nucleotides long. RefSeq names its product gastrula zinc finger protein XlCGF26.1-like. The transcript is spliced from 2 exons. Gene Ontology annotation, biological process: regulation of transcription by RNA polymerase II. Lineage: Eukaryota; Metazoa; Chordata; Amphibia; Anura; Bombinatoridae. Gene Ontology annotation, cellular component: nucleus. Gene Ontology annotation, molecular function: DNA-binding transcription factor activity, RNA polymerase II-specific; RNA polymerase II transcription regulatory region sequence-specific DNA binding. The coding region runs from base 1 to 1494 and encodes 497 amino acids. The record is from RefSeq and is a predicted model, not a curated record.